Pseudopipra pipra is the source of this 814-nucleotide messenger RNA. It is a transcript of the gene NDUFS7, whose product is annotated as NADH:ubiquinone oxidoreductase core subunit S7. NCBI's taxonomy places the organism in Eukaryota, Metazoa, Chordata, Aves, Passeriformes, Pipridae. Gene Ontology annotation, biological process: aerobic respiration; mitochondrial respiratory chain complex I assembly; electron transport coupled proton transport. The transcript has 8 exons. The record is from RefSeq and is a predicted model, not a curated record. The coding region runs from base 61 to 720 and encodes 219 amino acids. Gene Ontology annotation, molecular function: NADH dehydrogenase (ubiquinone) activity; 4 iron, 4 sulfur cluster binding; quinone binding.
CGCGCCGGGCCCCUUUUGGGGGCGCACCGCGCGCAGAGGUUGCGUGAAGGGCUGCGGGAAAUGGCGGCGGCGGCGGCGCUGGGCCGUCUGCGGCUGCCCGGGCGCGGCGCGCUGGGCUGGCGGCCCGGCGCUGUGGCUCCUGUUCAGGCUCAGCUGCUCCACCAGACGCCGGCGGCCGAUCGUGCAGACAGCGCCGUGCAGGUCCAGAAGAGCUCUGCUGUGGCCCAGAAGAAGUCCUUUGUCCCCAGCAGCCGGGGCGAGUACAUUGUCACCAAGCUCGAUGACCUGGUCAACUGGGCCCGGCGGAGCUCCCUGUGGCCCAUGACCUUCGGGCUGGCCUGCUGUGCCGUGGAGAUGAUGCACAUGGCAGCCCCCCGCUACGACAUGGAUCGCUUCGGGGUCGUGUUCCGUGCCAGCCCCCGCCAGGCCGACGUCAUGAUCGUGGCAGGGACCCUCACCAACAAAAUGGCCCCGGCCCUGCGCAAGGUCUACGACCAGAUGCCCGAGCCUCGCUACGUGGUGUCCAUGGGGAGCUGUGCCAAUGGUGGAGGGUACUACCACUACUCCUACUCUGUGGUGAGGGGCUGCGACCGCAUCGUGCCCGUGGACAUCUACGUGCCAGGUUGCCCCCCUACAGCUGAGGCUUUGCUCUACGGGAUCCUGCAGCUCCAGAGGAAAAUCAAGCGGGAGAAGAGGAUUCAGAUCUGGUACAGGAAAUAGCCUUUAUUUAUGUCCCCUCCUGCCCCCGGGCACCGCUCACGUCACGCACAAAUCCGGGUCCUCACGCGCCUUCAAUAAACCUCUACCUGGUCGA